GGCAUCACCCUCUCUCCAUCCAGGCUGCGUGAACGAUUGACAAGAAGGGCCCAAAUAAAGGUGUUUUCGACUAAGUGCACACGCAAGAAGGUCUUAGGGACGUGGAAGCCGGUCGGUAUAAAUCUGUCCUACACUGAGUGAGUACAUAUUCACAGAGAUACAUACACAACACAAACAUACGUAGCACAUGGGUAUACAAAGAGAGGAAGAUACAUAACAGGCCAUCCAAUUGCGCCACCGUGUCUGUCUGUCUGGCUGGCUGUCUGUCUGGCUGUCGGCCGGUUGUGUGUGACACAUAGGUGGAUGGGUGCACACCCUGACGGCUGGACAGAGGAAGAUCGGUCAGUCAGUCAGUGGGCGUUCUCGUCUCCUCCUCGCUCUCCUCCUCCUCGUCGUCGUCAUCAUCGCCAUCAUCGUCAUCCUCAUCUGCAGACCAAUGCAUUCACACACACAGGUAGGCAGGCAGGCAGGCAGGGAGGGGGACAGCCGGAUCCAAGGACACAAGUGAGUGUGGUGUCGGUCUGUUUGGCUGACCUUCGUCGACCUGCAUCUCCUGCGACUCGAGGAAUCCCUGGAUGUGGGCGAGGACGAGCCCCUCGAGAUGCUUGUCACGCAGGCUCAGCUCACCUGUACCCGCCACGCAGACAGACAGACAGACAGAUGGGCAGACAUGGAUGGAAGGAAUGGAUUUGACUGACUGGCCGACCCUUGGCGACGAUUUCGUCGAGGCAGAGGACGAGGAAGUUCUCGAUGACGUUCUUCUUCCGCUGUGCGUCCAGCUUGCGCCAGGCUGUCAUGUGGGCGCGGUUGCUGUUGUAGCAGAAGAAGCAGUCCCACUCCUCCUUGUCGUCGGGGUGGGGCAGCGUCAGCUCGUCGAACUCGAUGUCAUCUGACGAUGGAGGCAGCUGUGUGUGUCUGUGUGAGUGUGUGUUGGUUGGGUGCAUGUGUCUGCGCACCGCGGGUGAAGUUGCAUUUCUUGAGGAACUCGUCGGUGGCCUCCCGCUCCUCAGGAGCCCUGCACGAUCAACCAAAAGACACGACAUCCGCCAGGCACACACCCAUCAUGAUGUGUGUGUGCGUGGUGUCAUUGCACACACAUGUAUGGCAGCUGUAGACGGUCGAAUAUGUCCUUCUCGCUCGCACAGGCGAUGUGUUCACUCGAGUAUGCGCCGCCCUCAUACUUGUACAGAUUCUUGUUGUUGAGGGUGUAGCCCUGCGAAUGGCCGUGCGACGAGCAGACGCCGUACGCUGCUCGCACCGCCACCACCCGCCCACCUGUCGGCUGGCAAACUUUGCGAUGGCCGUGUUGAAGUCGCGCGAGCCUGAACAACCCACAACACACAAUCCACAACGCAUCAUGCACAGAUAGUGUCGUGUGGUGUGUUUUGUGUGCUGACCGGUGAAGUACAGGAGGCCGCAUGUCUUCUCCUUCUUCGGCUGGAACUGAGCCGCAUAAGCAGACCACACACACAGGGAAUGAUUUGGUUCACGGCUCUUUCUGCAUGGAUCAGGUGUGGUUACGAUGAGGUCGACGCGUCGGUUGAUGUUGGUGCCGGGCAGACGGCCGAUGCCAAACACGGUGUGGGGGCACUGGUACUGCCCAAGACACACCACGCACCAGCAAGCACAUACAAAGCAGGGGAUGUGUGUGCAUGUCCGUGUGCGAUGCGAUGGUGUGUACCACUUCCUUGUCCACAUUGCGGCCCGAGAGAUCGUCGUGACCCAGGUAGUACUUCUCGGUCUGCCCGAUGAUGUCCACCAGGUAGCCGUCUGACUGCAAACUGCACACAACCAUUGCACACCAACCACACCACCGCCCGACUCGCCCACUUGUGGCGUCACUCACCGCUCGACGAUGGGCUCGAUCUCGGUCUCGAAGUAGUUGUCAUGCUGAUGGACACACACAUCAGCGUACAAAACAUGAAUUUGUGUGUGUGCCAACCGUCCCUUUGCUGUGUGUGCAUUUCUCACGUUGGGUACGAUGAAUAUGUCGACGUCGCCACAGGUGUCCUUCAGGCGGCGGUACGACCCCACACACAUCACCUCCAGCUCGUUGUUCGGGAACAGCUUCUCUACCGUGCCCUUGAUGUAGUUGAAGUGCUGCAGCCACCCAGCCAGGCACACCAGACAGACAAACGGCACCCAUGUGCGUGUUGGUGUGUGCGUACGGUGAUGUGGUGUACCUGUUCCACCUCUGCGCGAGGGAUGGGCUUCACAAUGUCACCGUGGUGCUUGAGCCAUACCUGCACACACACACACACACACACAGAGGCAGGACAGACAGACAGACAGACACGUGAAAGGCACCCAUGCCGAUGCCACCCAUGCUGCCCACAUUCGGCGCAUCCCCACCUUCUGGCCGGCAUCGAGUAGGUGGGGAUCCUCAUCGAGUGCAGCCUGGAGCUCAGCCAACGUGUUGAUGCCUGCAUGCAGGCAUCCACCACCCACAUGCGUCUGUGGCCUUUGUCCGCCUUUCUGUCUGUCUGUCUGUCUGUCUGUCUGAGUACCCUUGCAGUACAGCUGAAGAGCGAGGGGCGGGAACAUCCACUUGAUGUCCUUGCUGAGGAUGUCAGUCGAGCUGCAGCCACACAGACAGACAGCACACGACGAAGACAAAUUUGGUUUGUGCGCCGGAGUGAACGUGUUGUGCUGCUGCAUGUGAGCAGCCUGACUGUCGCUCUCCCGUACCCGAUGUCAGCGGCGCCACCAGAGGAUGAUGCAGCAGCCAUUCUGACACGCCCGACGAGGGAAUAUGGUCAGCUGAUUGCUCAGAUCUGGGUGUCUGCUGAACUACUCCCGUCGGCCUCCGCUCUCCAGGGCAGGCUGAAAAGGUUUAUCUCAAGAGAUAGCGGUACUCAUUCCGGCGCUCGCGAAAACCCC
Vitrella brassicaformis is the source of this 2880-nucleotide messenger RNA. Lineage: Eukaryota; Vitrellaceae. The record is from the annotation of a GenBank genome assembly.